AUGGACUCCCUAGCAAAAUCAAUCAAUCAGUUUGCCCUGGAGUUCAGCAAAAAGCUAGCUGAAACUCAUGAGGGUAAAAACAUCUUCUUUUCCCCUUGGGGCAUCUCAACAGCCUUGGCCAUGGUGUAUUUGGGCACCAAAGGUACAACUGCAGCCCAGAUGGCCCAGGUGCUCCAAUUUGAUCAGGAUCAGGAUGUCAAAUCUCCUGAAAGUGAAAAGAAAAGAAAAAUGGAUUUCAAUUCAGGCCAGGUUGGAGAAAUACCUUCUGGCUUCCAGAAACUAAUUUCAGAAGUCAACAAUCCUAGCAGUGCCUACAUUCUUAAAACAGCCAAUGGAAUAUAUGGGGAGAAAACAUACCCAUUUCAUAAUAAAUAUUUAGAAGACAUACAAACAUACUUUGGUGCCAAAUUACAGUCUGUAAACUUUGUGGAAGAGUCUGGAAAAAUCAGAAAGGAAAUUAACUCCUGGGUUGAAAAACAGACUGAGGGUAAAAUCCCCGAUCUUUUACCUGAGGAUGCGUUGGAUUCUACAACCAGAAUGGUUCUGGUGAAUGCUCUUUAUUUUAAAGGAUUAUGGGAACAUCAAUUCUCAGUCCAAGACACCACAGAAAAACCUUUCAGAAUCAACAAGACUACAAGCAAGCCAGUGCCAAUGAUGUUUAUGAAGAAAAAACUUGAAGUUUUUCACAUAGAAAAGCCACCAGCCAUGGGCCUUCAACUUUACUACAAGAAUCGUGACCUCAGCAUGUUCAUAAUCCUGCCAGAAAACAUCUGUGGGCUAAAUCAGCUGGAGGAGGCCCUCACCUAUGAGCAGCUGAGUGAGUGGACCAGUGCGGACAUGAUGGAGAUGUACACUGUGGAAUUGACUCUUCCCAAGUUCAAGCUGGAAGAGUCUUAUGACCUCAAGACAACCUUAACCAGUAUGGGGAUGAAAGAUGUCUUUAUCCAGGGCAAAGCUGAUUUCUCAGGAAUGUCCGAAGACAGAAACUUAAGUUUGUCCAAUGUUUUUCACAAAGCUUUUGUGGAAAUAAAUGAGCAAGGUACAGAGGCUGCAGCUGGUUCUGCCGGUGAGAUUGGUUUGCGAAUUAGACUACCUACCAUUGAAUUCAACGUAGACCAUCCCUUUAUUUUCUUCAUCAGGCACAACCAAACCAAUAAUAUUCUAUUUUAUGGGAGGUUUUGUUCUCCAUAA
This is a messenger RNA of Suncus etruscus (white-toothed pygmy shrew), 1191 nucleotides long. Its product is annotated as serpin B10-like. The record is from RefSeq and is a predicted model, not a curated record. Gene Ontology annotation, molecular function: serine-type endopeptidase inhibitor activity. Gene Ontology annotation, biological process: negative regulation of endopeptidase activity. The transcript is spliced from 7 exons. The coding region runs from base 1 to 1191 and encodes 396 amino acids. NCBI's taxonomy places the organism in Eukaryota, Metazoa, Chordata, Mammalia, Eulipotyphla, Soricidae.